Molecule: messenger RNA, 1620 nt
Organism: Trametes versicolor FP-101664 SS1
Lineage: Eukaryota; Fungi; Basidiomycota; Agaricomycetes; Polyporales; Polyporaceae
Product: PAH-inducible cytochrome P450 monooxygenase PC-PAH 4
Exons: 14
Coding region: 1-1620 (539 amino acids)
Molecular function (GO): monooxygenase activity; iron ion binding; oxidoreductase activity, acting on paired donors, with incorporation or reduction of molecular oxygen
Source: RefSeq, a predicted model, not a curated record
AUGCUUACACUCUCCACGGCAGCGUUACUGGCAGCAGGCUUCAUAGUCCUCCUCUUGCGCCUGUUCCAUCAUCGAAGGAGCCUUCGACAACUCCAGGGUCCGCAGCGCCUUUACAGCCUGCUCGGCCAUGAGGUUCAUAUGAGCCGGCAGGAUGAGGUUGGAGACCUAGAGUUCAAAUGGCUGCGCCAGUUCGGACCCACAUGGAGGAUUCAGGGCGCGUUCGGGGCGGACGUCCUCAUGACGGGCGAUCCUAAGGCCUUGCAGCACAUCUUCCACAAGUCUGGUCACCGCUACGCGAAGACGGUGUCGCAGAACCACAUGAACUAUCUCCUCGGAGGCCCCAACAUUGUGUGGGCUGCAGGGGCGGACCACCAGCGACACCGCAAGGUCAUGAAUCCAGCCUUCAGUGCACCUCAGCUGCGCUCUUUCUUGCCGUUGUUUCAACGCAUCACGGGCAAGCUCACCGAGAAGUGGAAGAGGGACCUGGCAGGUUCCUCUGAGCUCGAAACGGCGGUCAACGAAUGGUUCUCGCGCACUACACUCGAUAUCAUCGGGCAGGCGGGGUUCGACUACGACUACCGUGCUCUUGAUGAAAACGAAGAAAGUGCUCUCGCGAAGGCGUAUCAUGGCGUCCUAGCUCGCUUUUCUAACAGCAAAGACGCCGAGUUCCGUCUGCCCAAGGCAACCAUGCUGUUCCGCGCCACGUGGACAUACCUUCCGCAGUCCGUCCUGCAGAUGUUCCAAUACAUCCCCGCCGACCCGUUCGCCCGUCUGCUGAACCUGAGGAAGGUCUUCUCCAGAUACGGACAGCAGAUGCUGAGCGAGAAGCGGCCCGAGAUCGACACCGUGGAGAAGGACUCCCGUGGCAAGGACAUCAUGAGCGUUCUCAUCAAAGCAAACGCAUCUUCGGACGCGAAGACCCGCCUGGACGACGACGAAUUGAUGGCAGAGAUGUUCACGCUCACGCUGGCCGGACACGAGACCACCGCAACCACGCUCACCUUCCUCCUAUACGAGCUGGCCCGGAACCCCGAGUACCAGAACCGCAUGCGUGAGGAGGUUCAGCAGACACGUGCCCGCGUCAUCGCUCGCGGCGACACCAACUUCACGAUGGAAGACUUGGACAGCAUGACGCUGUGCAUGAACGCGAUCAAGGACGACGUGCUCCCGUUGUCGAUCCCUGUUGUCUCGACCUCCGGCGAGACUAUAACCGAGAUUCCUAUCAAGAAGGGGCAAGGCUUUGUUACGUCGUUCGCCGCGUAUCAUCGCCUUCGUGAAGUCUGGGGCGACAACCCCGACAUCUGGAACCCUGAUCGAUUCUUCCAUAUUGACGUCGAGAAGCAGAUCAACGUUGGUGUCUUCGCGAACCUAAUGACGUUCUCUGCUGGUGUGCGCGGGUGUAUCGGCUGGCGCUUCUCUAUCAUUGAGAUGCAGGCCGUGGUUGCAGCGAUCGUCGAACAAUUCCAGUUCCGCUUGCCUGCAGGCGCCGCGGUCUCCGACCCCAAGAAGUCGCAGAUCCAGCGGGCUCCAGCCGGUGGUGCCAUGGUCCCGCUUACCCGCGGCCAGCCCGAGCUCGGGCCUAACUUGCGCCUUCGCGUCUCUCUGGUCCAGGCCGAGUGA